Messenger RNA from Cuscuta epithymum, 1477 nucleotides. Lineage: Eukaryota; Viridiplantae; Streptophyta; Magnoliopsida; Solanales; Convolvulaceae. The record is from the annotation of a GenBank genome assembly.
AGUUAGCAUAACAGUGAGCAGUCACCGGCCAUAAAAGACAUCUCACAAGUAAAUACGAGUACGUUAGUUGAUGAAUCUUCUCUGACAUUACAGUGGGAUGGGAAAGUAAAAGGAAAUGGUGCAUAUCAUACGGAGUAUUCCUCUGCUCUGCAUAUAUAGCUAACAUUCAAAUCGCUCGCUCGCUAUAUAUGAAUGUAUCCAGUCAAGUCAACCAACUCUGAGAACAGAAACAAUAAUGUCUCCUCCCUCUAACGCGCACCGAUUUCUCCUCCUCCUCUUCUUCUUAUUCUGGUCCAUCAAAUUAAACGACGCAGCAGCAGCCGAUGAUGAUGCUGAUAGGGAAAUCUCACCCAAGUACUGCGGCCCUUCCACAACCAGCAGAAGCUGCAAGAGGAAUUUGAAUAUUUCAUAUCCCUUCUGGAGGGCGGAUGAUGAAGGCCAAAUCUGUGGCUACCCCGGAUUCAGCAUCGACUGUUCCAACGCCGAUCCUGACUAUCCCCGAAUCGCUAUUUCCGGCGGCGCCUUCCUGGUGAAGAACAUCAAUUACGGCGAUCAUUCGAUCGCGCUUGCGGAUGCCGAUGCCAUCACCUCCGGGGGCGACUGUCCCAGGCCACGUCAGAACCUCAAUUUCAGCGGCGGAACGCUGCCGCCGUUCGUUUACAACUACAGCAUAGAUGUGGCCAUCGUUUUCUACGCCAACUGCACCAAUUCGCUUGACGGCGGUACCCCCUAUCCUUGCUCAAUUGACGACGAAAGGUCGUCAUACUGGUCUGUCGGGCCGACCCUUUUGGGUUGGCGCGGAAAUUGCGAGGGAGCGCUGCAGACGGCGGUGAUGGGAAGACCCGGUGAAAUUGGGGCGAGGUUGAAUGGCAGCUCGUCCUCCUCCUGGGCCAAAGCGGUGAGUGAAGGGUUCGUGCUGAAUUGGGAUGCCAAGGGGGAGAACUGCACCGCGUGCGAGAGGUCCGAGGGGCGGUGCGGCCUUGAAACCGAUUCCGGCGACUUCUUCUGCGUUUGCAACGGGACGGUGACCCCUCAUGACUGCGCCGCUUCUUCUCAGAUGGAUAUGGCAGGAUCGUCAGUGAAUUUGAAGAUUGGCUUAGGCGUUGGUGGAGCUGCGCUUGGUGUCAUAUUAAUGGGUGCCUCUUGGUUUGCUUGCCAGCGACGACGACACAAGAAGCCAAAUGCUUCAUCCUACUUCAUGUCACGAAGCACUCCUUCCGAUCCCUCUACUUCAACUAUGGAUCUUGAGAAGUCGGGGAACUACCAUGGAGUCCACCUCUUUGAGUAUAGUGAGCUUGAAGAAGCAACUGAUCAUUUCAACCCAAAGCAUGAACUUGGAGAUGGCGGCUUUGGGAGUGUCUACAAAGGUAAACUGAGAGAUGGGCGGGUUAUUGCGGUGAAACGUUUGUAUGAGAACAACUACAAGAGAGUAGAGCAGUUCAUGAACGAGAUCGAAAUCUUGCAGCGACUAUCCCAC